Cicer arietinum (chickpea) is the source of this 1541-nucleotide messenger RNA. Its product is annotated as E3 ubiquitin-protein ligase PUB23-like. NCBI's taxonomy places the organism in Eukaryota, Viridiplantae, Streptophyta, Magnoliopsida, Fabales, Fabaceae. The record is from RefSeq and is a predicted model, not a curated record. Gene Ontology annotation, biological process: protein ubiquitination. Gene Ontology annotation, molecular function: ubiquitin protein ligase activity.
AGCAUAAUUCGUUUUCUUCUUCAUCUUCUUUCUAUUCAACAAAUACCAUCUCAUAUCUUCUAUCAUAUACCAUUUUAAUUUCUGAAAAACCAUAGCAUUUAUUUUAUUUUUAAUACAAUAUGGCUGAAAUUGAAAUUCCACCAUAUUUUGUAUGUCCAAUUUCAUUUCAAAUCAUGAAAGAACCCGUGACAACAAUAACGGGCAUAACAUACGACAAAGAAAGCAUCGAAAAGUGGUUAAUGAAAGCCAAAAAUUGUGUUUGUCCUGUAACCAAUCAAUCACUACCAAGAAGUUCAGAGUAUUUGACACCAAAUCACACUCUUAAAAGGCUAAUUCAAGCUUGGAUUUCAUCCAAUGAAGCUAAAGAAGUUGAUCAAAUUCAAUCUCCAAAAUCUUCUAUUAAUAGGACACAUCUUAAUAAACUUGUUAAGAAUCUUGAGCUUCCUCAUUGCUAUGAAAAUUCAAUGGAGAAGAUUCAUGAGCUUGCUAAACAGAGUGAGAGAAACAGAACAUGCAUGGUUGAAGUUGGUGUAACCAAGGUUAUGGUUAUGGUAAUUAAAAAAAGUUUCAAAGAAGGAAAUGUUAUUUGUUUGGAAGAAGGUUUGAAAAUUAUUCGACUUUUGUGGCAUGAAAGCAUGAAUAAAAACAUGAUGAAGCCUUUGGUUGGAGAAAACAUUGAAUUCAUCAACUCUUUGACUUGGAUUUUGCAACUUCACAUUGAAAAUAACAAUUUCAAAAUAGUAAAUGAAGCUAUGCCACUAUUAAAGUUGACAAUUGAUGUUAUGGAUUCAACCCUUUUAGGAAAUUUAAACAUUGAUUUUUUCAUAGCAAUGGUUAGAGUACUUCAAAAGAGAGCAUUAUUCUCUAAACAAGCUAUUAAAUCGGCUUUACAUGUGCUUAUCGAUACCUACCCUUUGGGUAGAAAUCGAAUAAGGAUCGUGGAAGCAGGUGCGAUUACCGAACUCAUUGAACUUGAGCUCGAAAAACCGGAAAAGAAUGUGACUGAACUUGUGUUUAAUCUUUUGGCACAUUUGUGCUCGUGUGCUGAUGGAAGAGAACAAUUUUUGAGACACGCAGCGGGUAUAGCAAUGAUUACGAAGAGGAUUCUUAGGGUUUCGACCGCAACUGAUGAUCGAGCGAUUCAAGUGAUUUUUAUGAUUGCAAGAUAUUCGAGUUCAAAAGAUAUUGUUUUAGAGAUGUUGAGAGUUGGAGCAGUUUCAAAGCUUUGCAUGGUAAUGCAAGCGGAUUGUUCUUCUUACUUGAAAGAGAAAGCAAGAGACAUACUUAGGUUACACUCCUCUACUUGGAAUAAUUCUCCUUGCAUACAAGUGUACUUAAUGACUAGGCACCAAAGGUGAUCAAAUAUUUAAAAAAAAUAUAUUUUUUAUUUAUUUUGAAAUGGUAAAUUAUUCAAAUGUUUAAAACUAGUAGAGCAUGUAAGGGUUUAAAUUGCUUUGAAGGGUGGUUCUUGGCAAGUUUUGUAUAUUAUGAAUAUUGUGUACAUCCAUGUCGUGUAAUUAUAUCCUAAUUUUGUAUUAUUA